Molecule: messenger RNA, 1075 nt
Organism: Phytophthora nicotianae INRA-310
Lineage: Eukaryota; Oomycota; Peronosporomycetes; Peronosporales; Peronosporaceae
Exons: 1
Coding region: 95-964 (289 amino acids)
Source: RefSeq, a predicted model, not a curated record
UCGCUGUCCACUAGCGGCACUAAGUCUCAACCAGUGUUGCACACUCUUCGGCUCACUUUGCAAUUUCUCUUCUCGAGCGCAAACCCUCUUCCAGAUGAACAUCUCUCACCUCCAUGAUGUCUCUUUUCAGCCAUCCGAAGUCAGUUGUAAUAUGAUCCCAAACAGUGAGCUUGCAGCCUUGCUGAAGUUGGUGAUACCCAACAGCGAAGAGGUGUUGCCUCCGAUUGAGAUACCCUUGCUCAACAAUAGUUGCAACCCCAUCGAAUAUCCAUCAUCCGGCGUCAUGCCCCAGUCAUCAGCUCUUUUGCUUCCCUUAUUCGAACCCACCGAAUCCAAGUGUUGUACCAAUUCACCAUCGCCGAAUGAACUCGUCAUCGCGCACAACCUGCAAGUAUCAGCUCCCGAUUUGGAGUCAAAAUCAAGCCAGAUCGAACCGCUACCCUUCAUGCCUCAGAACCAUUCUGGAGAACCAGUGAUCCCGCUUGAGCUUCUUGUGGGCGUGUGCGUGCUUCCACUGUCGGGCGAGAAUAAGAAGCGAUUCAAGAAGUGUGAAGUUGCAGGAUGCAACACGAAGAAGCAGAGCAACGGAAGGUGCAUUCGACACGGAGGCGGUAGACGCUGCUUGGUUGAGGGCUGCACUCGUGGAGCGCAGACAAUGGGUCGGUGCAAACGCCACGGCGGAGGUGCACGCUGCACGUUUCAGGGCUGCGCUUCCAGUAGCCAAGGUGGAGGCUUGUGUCGUGUACAUGGUGGUGGCAAGCUGUGCACGGCCCCUGGCUGCAAGAAAGGCGCCCAGCGUCAAGGAAAAUGUGCCACGCAUGCCUCGCGGAAGUGUAAAGUGCUCGAGUGCUCCAGCAUCGCCCGUUGUAAAGGCGUUUGCAGACGUCACAAGCACCAGGCAGAAGCUGCUGAGCACCACGACAUGGCAACGGAGCGAGCCAACCAACUCGACGUUGUUGUGUAGCUACUCCAGCGACACUCUCGUACAUAUAGUAGACAUCCCUGCACUAGCAAUAGCAUUGAAACAAUAGCGUUAAUUCAUUCAUAUUCUGGAAAAUACAUCGUCAUAUUUGCC